AUGUCUAAGGCGGCGAAAAUAACAUUUUUUACAACAGCCACUUUAGCGUUGGGUACAGUUGGAGGAGUUCAUUAUAUUCAAAAUCAAGAAAAAGAAAAAUUGUAUGCUGGUGUACUUCGAGACGAAGCACGUGAAGCUAUUCGUAAAGAGCAUCAAGAAAAACAGAUUAAUAAAGAAAAACCAGAAACCAGCUAUAAAAAGAUUGAAUUAUCAACAGCUUCUUAA
Molecule: messenger RNA, 225 nt
Organism: Pneumocystis murina B123
Lineage: Eukaryota; Fungi; Ascomycota; Pneumocystomycetes; Pneumocystales; Pneumocystaceae
Exons: 2
Coding region: 1-225 (74 amino acids)
Biological process (GO): mitochondrial respiratory chain complex IV assembly
Cellular component (GO): mitochondrion
Source: RefSeq, a predicted model, not a curated record